This is a messenger RNA of Megalops cyprinoides (Indo-Pacific tarpon), 2605 nucleotides long. RefSeq names its product sodium-dependent phosphate transporter 1-B-like. The record is from RefSeq and is a predicted model, not a curated record. The transcript is spliced from 10 exons. Bases 299 to 2230 code for a protein of 643 amino acids. Gene Ontology annotation, molecular function: phosphate transmembrane transporter activity. Lineage: Eukaryota; Metazoa; Chordata; Actinopteri; Elopiformes; Megalopidae. Gene Ontology annotation, biological process: phosphate ion transmembrane transport. Gene Ontology annotation, cellular component: membrane.
CAGUGUAGCCUGCUUAGUCAGUCCAAAGCUAAACAAUCUCCUCAAAAGAAGUAGUAUGUACAGAGGAUAACAGUAACCCCUGUCCCAUCCACUUUUGGUUGUUGAAACCAGAAACAAGAAUUGCUGUUCAAAUUUGCACAUUAAUUUUCCUCUUGCAGCAAAGAGGAAAAUCACUCAACUCCUCUGUGUAACUGUAGCAAUAUCAUAUUUUAUUUUUGUGAAAUAGAUUUCAGUUGAAAAGAAAGUCCCUCAAAAGUAGCAAAAAGUGCAAUAGUAAGUUAAAUCUAAGUUUUCACUGAUGGAGUCAAGUACUGUAAUGUCUCUAGUGGCAGCCACUACAUUCGCAGUGGCUACCCAGCAGCCCCUAUCUGACUACCUGUGGCUGCUGGUGGUGGGCUUUGUCAUUGCCUUCAUCCUUGCGUUUUCGGUGGGUGCCAAUGAUGUGGCCAACUCCUUUGGGACGGCAGUGGGUUCUGGGGUGGUUACCUUGCGCCAGGCCUGCAUCCUGGCCACAGUCUUCGAAACAACAGGCUCCAUGCUGUUAGGUGCCAAAGUCAGUGAGACCAUCCGCCAGGGGAUCAUUGAUGUCAAUAUGUAUAAUGGGUCAGAGCCAGUACUGAUGGCAGGCUCCAUCAGUGCCAUGUUUGGUUCUGCUGUAUGGCAGUUGCUGGCAUCAUUUUUGAAGCUCCCCAUCUCUGGAACACACUGCAUUGUGGGAGCUACCAUUGGUUUCUCCUUGGUUGCCAAAGGUCAUCAAGGGGUGAAGUGGUUGGAGCUACUAAGAAUUGUGGCAUCCUGGUUCCUUUCUCCUCUGCUCUCUGGCAUCAUGUCUGCUGUUCUUUUUUACUUUGUGCGUAUGUUCAUCUUAGAUAAGGAGAACCCUGUGCCUAAUGGCCUGAAGGCUCUACCGCUCUUCUAUGCUGUUACUAUGGGAAUCAACCUCUUCUCCAUUAUGUUUACAGGAGCUCCAUUGCUGGGAUUUGACAGGAUCCCUUGGUGGGGCACGUUGCUCAUUUCAGUUGCUUGUGCUUUCGUCACAGCAAUUGUGGUAUGGUUUGCAGUCUGUCCCCGUCUCAGGAAGAAGAUUGAAUGCGAAGUCAAGUCCAAGCCCUCUCAGAGCCCUCUAAUGCAGAACACUCUGAACUGUGCCCCUGAUGAGCCUCCCAAAACCACCUCUCAGCCUGAUCAGCUGCCUCCUGCCGAGGAGAGCAGGGUUGCCUUUGACAUUGGAGACUCUGAGGACUUGGAUGCUAAGGACAGCAAGGACUCGGAUAGUAAUGAUCUCAGUGUCCAGAGGAGGGAUCAGUUCAGCAACCAUUCUUACAUCCCCAACAAUGGCUAUAGUCAGUACCACACAGUGCACAAGGACUCUGGUCUGUACAAGGAUCUGCUGCAUAAACUGCACCUAGCUAAAGUGGGUGACUGCAUGGGCGAGCCUGGAGACGGGACCAUCCGCCGCAACAACAGCUACACGUCGUAUACCAUGGCUAUCUAUGGCCUGCAUGGUGACUUCAAGCAGAAGGAAGGAGAUAAGCCUACUGAGGAUGGAAAUAAAGAGAAGAAACGAGUGCGCACAGACAGUUACACCAGCUACUGCAAUGCAGUGGCUGUGGGUGGGCCACCUGAUGGUGUAGGAGAGGGUGAGGUGGUGGUGCUGGAAAUGGCAUCUGAAGCUGGCAGCCAGGAGUCACUGGAGGAGGAUGGGCUGGAGGUUGAUCGGCAAGAGGUGUCUGUGCUCUUCCAGUUCCUGCAGAUCCUCACCGCCUGCUUUGGCUCCUUUGCUCAUGGGGGCAACGAUGUCAGUAAUGCUAUUGGCCCUUUGGUGGCCCUCUGGCUGGUGUAUAUCACAGGAAGUGUGACCUCCAGCGCUCCCACACCCAUCUGGUUGCUGCUGUAUGGAGGAGUAGGCAUCUGUGCUGGGUUGUGGGUGUGGGGCCGCAGGGUAAUCCAGACUAUGGGCAAGGACCUAACCCCAAUAACUCCUUCCAGUGGUUUCAGUAUUGAACUGGCCUCAGCUGUGACAGUGGUGGUCGCCUCCAACAUUGGUCUUCCAGUCAGCACCACGCAUUGCAAGGUGGGCUCAGUUGUGGCUGUCGGCUGGUUGCGCUCCAAGAAGGCAGUUGACUGGCGCCUGUUCCGCAACAUCUUCAUAGCCUGGUUCGUCACAGUGCCCGUUUCUGGCCUCAUCAGCGCUGCCAUCAUGGCUCUUUUCACCUAUGUAAUUCUGUAAAAGCCUGAGUGACCCCCUCCUAGGCAUAACAAGUUUAAUGUUGUUUUAACUGGGGUUGUUGGUGUUCUGUUUUUACAACAAAAAUGGAUGUUUUUUUUAUUAUGGACAUUCCAUAAUAACCUUUGUAUGUACUGUAGCUAAUCAACCCAGACCAAAAGCUUAAUCCUAGUGCUUAUUUGUAUUCUGUAAUCAUGUUUUAUGUGUAAGAUUUUUGUUGUAUUUACAUUUUGAAUGAGAGGAACCUUGCUGAAGCCUUAAAAACUGGAAUUGUGUAUUGCUUAGUAUGGAACGGCAUGCUGAAAAAGUAUGCACAGUCUGGUUAUUUACAUGCAAGAAAAAAUUAAACGGGCAUAAUACAGAUAGCUAAGAACACUU